GCUGAAAAGACUUCCGCAAAGGAUUCACCUGUGCAUCCUCGCUCAUAGCUCCUCCAGGAAGCCUCUCCUCUCUCCUCGCUUCUCUCUCCUCCAGAUGCAUUUUUAGGAAUUGAAACAGCCUUAAACAUAUGACGCGCUGAUAUCGAUUUCCGGGUCACGAGCAGGAGGAUGGAGGAGAGAGGAGACAAGGAGGCACAAAGCAGAGAAAUGAGAAGAGCACAGUGUUACGGUCACGCAAUCGGAUUGCUGUAAAUAUUAAUCGGUGUUGUUGACUGAUGACUCAUCGAGCAGAUCCAGAGGAAACAUGUUUCGUCUUCAACACAUAGUCCAUCGCUCUCAGCCUGUCCUCCACCGGAUGAAGUCGAUCAAUUCAUAUCUAUGGCAGGAUGCGCGACUUAAAACGCAGGGGCCUCCAGUUCAGUCUGGACUGAAACGGUUCAGCACAGCAGAGGCUCCUGUGGAGGCAGGGGACCCAUCCAGGAUGAGAGAGAGGACCCUGACCAUGGAAACUUUAAACCCGCAGGUGAAAGCGGUGGAGUACGCAGUGAGGGGGCCCAUCGUUAUCAAGGCGGGAGACCUGGAGAGGAGGCUGCAGCAGGGAGUCAAACAGCCUUUCACUGAGGUCAUCAAAGCCAACAUUGGUGAUGCCCAUGCCAUGGGCCAGCAGCCAAUCACUUUCCUCCGUCAGGUGGUGGCUCUGUGUUGUUUCCCAGAACUGCUGGAUAGUCCGGCUUUCCCCGAUGAUGCCAAACAGCGAGCCAAGCGCAUCCUUCAGGACUGUGGUGGACAGAGCCUAGGCUCGUACAGUGCCAGCCAGGGAGUGGAGUGCAUCCGUCAGGAUAUUGCUGACUACAUCACGCGCAGAGACCAGGGUGUACUUUCUGACUGGAACAACAUCUACCUCACCACAGGGGCCAGUGAUGGCAUCAUGAGCAUCCUGAAGCUGCUAGUGUCGGGUCAGGGCAGCUCCAGGACGGGUGUGAUGAUUCCCAUCCCUCAGUACCCACUGUACUCUGCAGCCAUCUCAGAGCUGGGGGCAGUGCAGAUCAACUACUACCUUGAUGAGGCCAAUUGCUGGGCACUAGAUGUUGAAGAACUGCAGCGAGCUUACCUGACAGCCAAGCAGCACUGCCAGCCCAGAGUCCUCUGCAUCAUCAACCCUGGAAACCCCACUGGUAGGAUGCAUUUAUGUCAGGUGCAGAGUAAGAAGUGUAUAGAGGAGGUCCUUCACUUUGCCUAUGAAGAAAAUCUGUUUGUCAUGGCUGAUGAGGUUUACCAGGACAACGUGUACUCCUCAGACUGUCAGUUCCACUCCUUUAAGAAGGUUCUCUGUGAGAUGGGCCCUGAGUACUUCAACAAUGUGGAACUGGCCUCCUUCCACUCCACCUCCAAGGGCUACACUGGAGAGUGUGGUUUCCGUGGAGGCUACAUGGAGGUGUUGAACAUGGAUCCACAAGUGAAGGCCCAGCUGGUCAAACUGCUGUCUGUUCGUCUCUGCCCUCCUGUCUCUGGACAGGCAGCUAUGAACGUCAUUGUAAAUCCCCCCAAAGUGCAUGAGCCCUCGUAUGCUCAGUUUACCAAGGAAAAGAGCUCAGUCCUGGAUGCCCUGGCUCACAAGGCCAGGCUUACAGAGCAAAUCCUCAACUCGGUCCCUGGGAUUAAGUGCAACCCAGUCCAAGGAGCCAUGUAUGCCUUCCCUCAGAUCUUCAUCCCACCACGAGCAAUUCAGGAAGCCCAGUCCCUGUCCAUAGCUCCUGACAUGCUGUACUGUCUCAAACUGCUGGAGGAAACAGGUAUCUGUGUAGUUCCAGGAAGUGGAUUCGGCCAGAGAGAGGGAACCUAUCACUUCAGAAUGACCAUCCUACCAAGCCCAGGGAAGCUAGAAGUCCUCCUGGAGAAGAUGAAGGAAUUCCACCUCAGAUUUCUUGAGGAGUAUUCACAACAGGAACAACAGAUCACCAUAACCAACCAAGACCAUCACAGACAAAUGUCAAAGCAACCAGACUGAUGACCCGUACACUUGACAGUUUCUGUGAUUUUAAUAUUGCUUUGAGUUUUGUGUUACAGAAAUAUUGUGCCUUCUCAGAUGAUAUUUGAAGAGGCACAGGGUUCUCUACUCGUCUAGACAUGUGGCCCUCUCCUCAAAGCCCUGAAUAAGAGAACACACAGUAUAGAGAAAUAAGAGGAACAGUGUUCCUAUUUUCAUCUAGGUAGUUCCUUCAUGCUGUCAUUGAUCUGUACUCUGUGCCUUAGUGGUGAACUUCCACUGAGAAUCCUGCAUUCAACCAUCUGCUUUUUCUUCCACUAACAUCUCUUUCAUGCUUGGCCAAGGACUUCACAGCUUGUUACAUUAUUGCAUAAAGAUAUCUCUUUGAA
Molecule: messenger RNA, 2376 nt
Organism: Thunnus maccoyii (southern bluefin tuna)
Lineage: Eukaryota; Metazoa; Chordata; Actinopteri; Scombriformes; Scombridae
Gene: gpt2
Product: glutamic pyruvate transaminase (alanine aminotransferase) 2
Exons: 11
Coding region: 305-2008 (567 amino acids)
Biological process (GO): biosynthetic process
Molecular function (GO): L-alanine:2-oxoglutarate transaminase activity; pyridoxal phosphate binding
Source: RefSeq, a predicted model, not a curated record